Lasiosphaeria miniovina is the source of this 714-nucleotide messenger RNA. RefSeq lists its product as uncharacterized. The transcript has a single exon. NCBI's taxonomy places the organism in Eukaryota, Fungi, Ascomycota, Sordariomycetes, Sordariales, Lasiosphaeriaceae. The record is from RefSeq and is a predicted model, not a curated record. The coding region runs from base 227 to 430 and encodes 67 amino acids.
CCUGGUGAUCGCACCACGCCGAAGUCAACGGCUAUUACUUCUCGGCCACGGGCGGCACCUAUUGCGCCGCGACCAACCUGGGCCUUACGGCUCUGAUGACGGAGCUGUCGGCGGCGGGCGUCCCUACGAUGCUGCGAGACAUCGAGACCGUCGUCUUCUGCGACUACGCCUUCACCACGCCCUCACCACGCCCAAGUUCCCAGCCUCGUACAAGGCGGGCGUUGCCAUGAUUACGCAGGGCAUGGGGCUCGAGAAGGUGGUGCCCCGCAGCUCGACGCUCCUGCACGAGGCGUUCCAUGCCCUCUUUGGGACGGGGCCCACGGGGUUUCUCGAGGGCGAUGAGGUUUGUCAAGUUUUUCUCGUUAAAAGAGCUCUUCUUAUAAAACCACCCUCGUCACGUUUUUCUGUAGGACCCUUGUCAAAUUAUUGAUUUUCGGUUCGGCAUCACAACACAAAUAGAUGACAUUGGCAAGUGCAUCGAGGCAGCGGGAAAGGAGAGUUCGGCCAAGCCGGUGGCGAGGCGGAAUCCAGAGAACUACGUCUUCUACGUGGCGAAGAUGCACUACCUGCUUGAGGAGCACGAUCCGGACGGUUCUCCGAGUUCCAUAGACCAGAGAUGGGACUUUGACAUUGUCGGCCCUGCUCCGUCACGAAUUUACGGGGCGGCGACCAAGGUUUCGCAAUAAAUGUUGCUCAGUUGCUAGUAUGUACGUG